AAGACCUUUUUAGAUCAUAGUAAUCAUCCUUGUUCUGCGUUAUGUGUUAUUCGUGCAACGGUUUCCAGGUUCUACUGGGGAAAAUUAUGCAGGAAAUGGUUUGUGCUUGUGGAUCGUGUGUAAUGUGAAAGAUGCAAUGUGAAAGAUCAGUUAUUUGUUGGGUUCUGUACGAUGUAUUUAUUCUCUAAGCAAGAAAUUUUAGCCCGUGACACUUCAUUUUCCUGUUCAAAACAAUAUAUUACCUUAACUUAAGAAACAAGAUGAGUGGUCUUCCUAAAAGAUUGCACGAGGAGGGAAACCGUCCCACCUUUUCCUCAAAACGAUCUCUAGAAGACAUUAUUGCUUCUCCUAACCUUAAUCCUAAUCUUGCGGGAAGGCCUAGCCAGUCAAUAGGAAAUGAAUACUUCCCCUCCUUUGAACACGGAAAAGAUGGGCGAGCAGCAAAAAUACCAAGACUUGAACCUCGCGACUCUGAUAAACGAUCUUCUGUUAUUAUUCUACCGUAUCAUAAUAUGGUCUCUUCUUCAAUUGACCCCCACAUGGAGCACCCCUGUAAUUUUGAUAACCGAAUGGAAGCGAGGGAUGCCAAAGAUAGCCGUGAUCCUAAGCUUGAUAAUAGAGAGAAUAGGGGAGAUACCAGUAGGGAGCCGUACAUUGAGGCAAGAGUGGAAUCUCACUCUGUCAAAGUCGAGAAGGAUUUAAAACUAGAGAGUAGAGUAGAUGACAAGGAUUUGAAGCUCGAGCGGGAUGUGGAUUUCAAGCGUGAAAUUAAGGUGGAAAAGGAUGGGGGAAAUACACACGUGAACUGGAAAGACUCUAAGGAUCAAACUUGGAAAAGAAUCCCUGAUUCAGAUGGCUGGCGACAAUUGACACGGACCAGUGUGCAUAAUACAGAGGAGACAGAGAAAGAAGCUUCGACAGUUGAUGAUGGGAAUUGCACGGAUGCACAAGAGGCUGUUGGGGAGAACAAACUUGAUUGGAAAUGUGAGGAGAAGUUCAAUGAGAAGGAGAGAAAAAGAAAAGAUGAAAAGAUUCAUGAUUGGGGAGAAAAGGACCGGGAGAGAGAUGACCGCCGAAGUAAUAUUCCAUUUGGUGCUAACAAUGUUGAACGCAGGGAGACGAUGAGAGAAGAAAGAGAUUCGGAUAGGUGGGAGAGGGAGAGAAAAGAUGGAGCAAAAGAGAGGGAACGGCCAAAGGACAAGGAAUCUAUUAAGAGAGAGUCCAUUGAUGCAAAUGAUACAGAGAACUCACAUUAUGAAAAGGAAAUUGUUGAUGGAUCCAUGAAAGUUCCAGACCAAGAUAAUGCAACAAUUGAACAAAAGCGUGGCAAAGAAUCUGAUAGUCGGAAGGGUGAUAGGGAUUUGAAGGACAAGAAGAAAGAUAAGGAUCUAGAUGCUGAAGGAGAUAGGCAUGAUAAGCGUGGCAGGUGUAUUGAUAAGGAUUCUGAUGAUGGUUGUGUUGACGAAAAUGGGACAAUUGAAAGGGAGAGAGAAGGCUUUUCUUAUGGUGUUCAACAACGUAGAAGGAUGCUGCGUGUUAGGGGCACACCUCAAAGGGAACCUCGGUCUCGGUUUCGCCCGAGGGAUAUUGAAGGGUCUCAAGGAAAGUCGGAAGUGCCAACUGUUGUUUAUAAAGUAGGUGAAUGCAUGCAAGAGCUGACAAAGUUGUGGAAAGAGUUUGAAGAAUCCCAGGCUACAAAGAGUGGUGACAGUUCUAAUAGUGAAGGUCCUACUUUGGAUGUUAGGAUUCCCUCUGAAUAUGUGACUACCACGAAUCACCAAGUUAGAGGAAGCCAGAUAUGGGGAACAGAUGUGUAUACUGAUGAUUCAGAUCUUGUGUCUGUCCUCAUGCAUACAGGUUAUUAUCGGCCAACAACAUCUCCGCCUCCACCUACCAUCCAUGAAUUACGUGUGACAAUCCGAGUGCUUCCACCUCAGGAUUGUUAUGUUUCCACAUUGAGACACAGUGUCCGAUCACGUGCUUGGGGAGCUGCUAGUGGUUGUAGUUAUCGCGUUGAAAGAUGCCGCAUAAUAAAGAAAGGUGGUGGAAGCGUAGAUCUUGAGCCUUGUGUCACACGCAUUUCUGCAGUGGAACCAACUCUAGCUCCUACUUCCAUAGAACGUACAAUGACUACCAGAUCAGCAGCAUCGAGUGCAUUACGACAACAAAGAAUUGUACGAGAAGUCACAAUUCAAUACAACCUAUGUAAUGAACCAUGGCUUAAGUACAGUAUAAGCAUAGUUGCUGACAAAGGGCUAAAGAAGACCAUGUAUACAUCUGCACGCCUAAAGAAAGGAGAGGUUUUGUAUGUUGAAACACAUUCACACAGGUAUGAACUGUGCUAUAAUGGAGAGAGAACCGUCUUAAAUGGUUCAGGAGGAAUGGGAUCUACAGAGAGGGGGGCAAGUAUGGAAUCCGAGAAGCUUCAUAACCAAAACCAUACUCAAAAUGGGGACCGCAGUCAUAGCCGUACAAUACAUGAGAAUGAGAGAGAAAUUACAGAUGCUUUCCGUUGGUCUCGGUGCAAGAAACCACUGCCGAUGAAAGCCAUGCGCAAUAUAGGCAUCCCAUUACCUAUUGAGCACGUUGAGGUGCUCCAAGAAAAUUUGGAUUGGGAAGACUUCGAGUGGUCAAAGACAGGCGUGUGGGUCGCCGGUAAGGAGUAUGCACUUGCUCGAGUGCAUUUCCUUUCACCGAAUUAACAUCUAUUUUGCGGCGGUGACACUGUUUAUUUGUGGCAUUCUUAUAGUUGUAAAAUUAAGUUAAUGGUAAAGAAUUAUUGGUGAAUUUAUAUGUUGUAUAAGCAGCAUUCUUUGUUGUUUAAAAUUUUUAUAGUGGUUAUGCCUUCUUUUUCUCUCACUCAGAGACAAACA
Amborella trichopoda is the source of this 2873-nucleotide messenger RNA. RefSeq names its product zinc finger CCCH domain protein. NCBI's taxonomy places the organism in Eukaryota, Viridiplantae, Streptophyta, Magnoliopsida, Amborellales, Amborellaceae. The record is from RefSeq and is a predicted model, not a curated record.